AUGAAAAUAUUUGCAAUUAUUUGCAUUUUUUUGCUCACUGAAAAAAUUACAAAGAGAAACUUUGAUGAGUAUAUCAAUAUGAAAUACUACAGGUGGUGUGAUGUUAUCACUAGUCCAGAGGUGAUGGCAGGUAAUGGUUUACUAGAGCAAUUGGUAUCGUACUUCAAAGUCAACCCUAUCGAAACAUUAGAUCAAUACAGACAGUUCAAAAGUCUGAGGAAUUCAAUCUAUUCAAAGCACAAUGGCUUGGAAAUACUCUGUUAUUUCAUUAGAGUUUUGAAAGUCGAUGAAUUAGUUCUAACUGGUAAAUUCACAUCACUACCUCUUGUAGAUAAAGGUAAAGAUAUCUAUUAUUUUGCAUCGAAAUUCGGAAGAUUAGAUAUUCUUAGAUAUCUAGAUGACCAAACAACUGAUAUCAUUCCAUACAAAUGGGAUAGACCUGCUGCUUUCAGAGUUGCACCACUCUCCAAUGAUAUUGAAGUGUUAAAGUAUAUUGCCAAUGUUAUAGACAAAGAACAACAACAACAAAAACAACAGCGACGACAACAACCAGAUAAACCCCAAAAUCAACUCUUAACCUAUUUCAAUGUGAAAGAUGAAAAUUCAGUGGUUUACAAUAAUGCUGCGACAAUGGGAAGAAUCGAUAUGAUCGAAUGGCUCGCUGAACAUCGACCAGAGUUUAGAUUGGGCAGUGAUAUGUAUAUGGCUGCCGUGUCGAAUGACAACCUAGAGCUACUGGAAUACCUGAAGAGUCAACAAGCUAAAUACUCUGUUAAAUCGAGUGAUCAACUCUUGCAGCUAGCUGCAAUCAAAGGUUGUUCUCAAGCAAUGAUGUGGCUCCUACAGAAUAACAUCGGCACCGUUACACCGACAGUGAUAUCGUAUGCAGCGGGUCGUACUUCAAACACCGAUCUCAUCAAAUGGUUCUACGAGAAUGGCUAUUCCAGACUAUUUCCACCGUACAUCUUGAACACCGCAGUGGAGAUCGGUAACCUCGAACUCUUGAGAUGGCUGAAUGAGUGCGUUGUACCAAUUCAUAAUAACUUGCCAGCGACGACCAGAGUCAACAAAAACAAAAUACUACCAUGUUCAAACAGUUCAUUUAUAAAAGCGGUGUUGGAAGGUCGAUUGGAAGUGGUUAGAUAUCUAACUGAUCAUUGUCAUGACAUGGUCAAACAGCAACAAACCUACUAUCGAUUACCUUAUAAUGGGAAUUUAGAGAUGAUACAAUGGAUCACUGAGAAUAGACCGAAUGAUAGAUUCUCAAACGACGUCAUAGAGGAAGCUGCAUCAAAAGGAUAUCUUGAUAUUUUAACAUGCUUUCAUAACACCAAUCGAUAUGAGGUUUGCACCUCUGAAACAAUCAAGAAUGCAUCGAUCAACGGGCACUUAGAUACCGUUAGAUACCUACUAGAAAACACAAACAACACUACUACUGAACCACUCAAACAGAUAAACCUUCAAUUGGUAACUAACGAAGCUAUCAAACAACUAUUGAUUAAUCAUCUUAAUACAAUACAACAACAACAAUAA
Molecule: messenger RNA, 1533 nt
Organism: Heterostelium album PN500
Lineage: Eukaryota; Evosea; Eumycetozoa; Acytosteliales; Acytosteliaceae
Exons: 2
Coding region: 1-1533 (510 amino acids)
Source: RefSeq, a predicted model, not a curated record